Acanthosepion pharaonis is the source of this 681-nucleotide messenger RNA. Lineage: Eukaryota; Metazoa; Mollusca; Cephalopoda; Sepiida; Sepiidae. The record is from the annotation of a GenBank genome assembly.
AUGUCACGGCCGGCCACUUCAAGAUCGACGGCUGACAAAGACAAGACUCUAAAACCAUCAGAGAUAUCUUCGGGGAGGGCUCGCAUGUCAGAAAAUUUGGCUGCUCUAGGAAGCGUCUCUGAUGCCGACUGCCACUUUGGUUUUUCGCUUCCUGUUUCUUUCUUGCAGUCAAACCUGGAAUUCGUGUUGCCCAAAUGCUUCUCGCGAAAGCCAACGUUUUCUCCCGAACUGUUUAAUUGUCUUAGCCCUGUCUUCAUCAAGAAAAUUAAACCGUUUUUUUUUCUUUUCUUUCUUCUCCCCUCCCCUGUCCUCCCUCUCCCACUCCUUCUUCUUCCCACCUUCUUCUCCCAUACACCUCCUUCUUCUCCCCUCUCCUUUCCUCCCAAAACUAUCCCACCUCUCUUUUCUCUUUCAACGCCUUCGUCCCAUUCGAUGACGUUUCAUUCGUUUUCCCUGCGAUUCUAUUUGCAUUUCUUGAGAAUUGUUGCUUUCUCAUUUAUUCUCUGUCACUCAGGCGCCGAUUACAGUCUUCAGCAGUUCUCGCCUCCUACCGACAUCAUUUCUCUCUUCAUUACAAACGCCGAUCACAGCUGUCGGCCUUCUUACAGUUUCUCUUACGUUUCUUUAGUAACACGACUGGUCAAGAAGUUAGUUUGUAAGCAGCUCUGUCUUGUGCUGUAA